Gekko japonicus is the source of this 2297-nucleotide messenger RNA. Its product is annotated as keratin, type I cytoskeletal 10-like. Gene Ontology annotation, cellular component: keratin filament. NCBI's taxonomy places the organism in Eukaryota, Metazoa, Chordata, Lepidosauria, Squamata, Gekkonidae. The coding region runs from base 67 to 1974 and encodes 635 amino acids. The record is from RefSeq and is a predicted model, not a curated record. Gene Ontology annotation, molecular function: structural molecule activity. The transcript is spliced from 8 exons.
CCAAAUUCCAGGCUGUACCGCUAAACUGGGGCUUUUGUGGGUUUUGGAUUCUAAACAUCUUUCAUUAUGAGUUACGGUGUCAAAGGAUCCUCAAAGGGCAGUGGUGGCAGAGUUAGCAUAAGUAGUGGUGGUGGUGGUGGUGGUGGUGCUGUGAGUGGCGGAAGUUGUAUUGGUGGUGGUGGAGGCAUGAGCGGCGGAAGUAUUGGUGGUGGAGGCAUCAGCAGUGGAGGUGGUGGAAGUAUCAAAAUUAGAGGUUCAUCCUCAGGAUCCUCAAGAGGAUAUUCUGGAAGAAGCUUUGGUGGAGGUUCCAGGACUUAUGGUGGAGGGGGUGGAUUCAGCAGUGGCAGCUGUGGAAGAAUCAGCAGAGGGAGAAUCUCCUAUGGUGGCAGCUAUGGUGGCGGAAGCACCUAUGGUGGCGGGGCUGGCUAUGGUGGGGGACUAGGUUAUGGUGGUGGACUUGGCUAUGGUGGUGGUGGUGGUGGUUAUGGCAUGGGUGGUGGUGGACUUGGUGGUGGACUUGGCGGUGGCUUUGGUGGUGGUAGCAUGGGUGGUGGAGGAUUCAGUAGUGGUAGUUUUGGUGGAGGUGGCUUCGGUGACAGUGGCCUUCUCUCCAACAAUGAAAAGUCCACCAUGCAGAACCUUAAUGACCGCCUGGCUUCUUACAUGGACAAGGUAAAAGGCCUGGAAGAAGAAAACAAUCAGCUGGAGAUCUUAAUCCGAGAGUGGUACCAGAAGCACGGACAACCUAGCUCACCAAGGGACUACAGUGGCUACUAUCAACAAAUUGAUCAGCUCUACAAUGAGCUGAAGUUCCAAACCGAAAGUGGUCUCCGUCAGAAUGUGGAGGCUGAUAUCAAUGGACUGCGUCCUCUCUUGGAUCAGCUGACUCUCAGCAGGUCUGAUCUGGAGAUGCAGUUUGAGUCUCUUAAAGAAGAACUGAUCAGUCUCAAGAAGAACCACGAGGAGGCCCUGAGAGGACUGCAACACCAGUCCGGUGGCGAUGUCAGUGUGGAGGUGAAUGCUGCUCCUGGCCUGGAUCUGAAACAACGUCUUGAUCAGCUCAGGGCUGAAUACGAACACCUCAUUGAUCAAAACCGCAGAGAGGUGGAAAGCUGGUAUGAAACCAAGAUGGAGGAGGUUCGCCAACAGGUCACUUCAAGUGGUCACGAGAUGGACAGCACCAGCCAGCAAGUUUCAGACUUGAGGCGGGAGUAUCAGACGCUGGAGAUCGAGCUGCAAUCCCAGCUUAGCAUGAUCCAGUCUAUGCAAAACAGUCUGGAAGACACAGAACGCCGGUACAAUCUGCAGCUGCAACAGAUUCAGACCCUGAUUGAGCCGGUGGAAGCAGAACUGGCCAGCAUCCGGUGUGAGGUCGAGAGCCAGAACCAGGAGUACCAAUUGCUCCUGGGCAUCAAGACACGCCUGGAACAGGAGAUUGCUCAGUACCGCCGACUGCUCGAGGAAGGACAGCAAGAAAUCGGGUCUGUUGGAGGAGGAUACGGAAUUUCAUCUGGAGGAGGAUACGGAGGUGGUAGCAUGGGAGGAGGAAGCAUGGGAGGAGGGGGCAGAAUAGUCGGAGGAGGCAUCAGUGGAGGCAGUAUGGGAGGAGGAAGUAUGGGCAUCGGAGGAGGAAGUAUUGGAGGAGGCCGAAUUGGAGGAGGAAGCAUAAGCGGAGGCAGUAUGAGCGGAGGCGGCAUGAGCGGAGGAGGCAUGAGCGGAGGCGGCAUGAGCGGAGGAGGCAUGAGUGGAGGCGGCAUCAGCGGAGGAGGCAUCAGCGGAGGAGGCAUGAGUGGAGGAGGCAUCAGUGGAGGAGGCAUGGGCGGCAGAUCAUGCAGCCCAGUUGGAGGAAGUAGCCAAAUUGGUGGAGGAAUGUCAAGCAGUCAAAUUGGAGGAGGUGGCGGCGUUAGUUCUUCACGUUCUCAGUCCUACUCCAGUUCACAUUCCUCAGGACAUGGAAGGAAAUCCAUGGAUUAAUCAGCUGCCGUAUGAAGACGCUCUGACCCCAAGCCCUACAAGUAGUUCUGCUGAUAAAGAAAGAGUGCAGCCGCUGCCGUUCCCUGCAACGCAAACCCACAAAACUGACAGGAUUCCCUUUUUCAGCUACCUGACUUCACCAUCUCCCCACAGAAGUCUAUUGCAGCGGCUCCCCAAAUUCCCCAUCCUGCUAGUUUCUCCCAUUCUUUAAUGCCCUUUCUAGCAGAACGUCCUCUUGCUUUACUUUGUUACACAGAAUGGCUGACCGCUCAGCCUUUUAGUGUUGUUGAGGGUUGUCUAAUAAAGCUCUAUUACUGCUUGAA